AGUGUUACAUUGUUUUAAGAUGCAGUUUAUUUCAGGAGCAUUUGCUUUUUAUCUCUUCACAAAUUUGGUUGUUUGUUCCUUGGCGGAAUACACGACUGAGGAUUGCUGGGCGCUGGGCUCCAACAAAACCAAUUUUCUGUGUUCGUUAUGUGACCAGCUGAAAUCUUUCGAUCUGGAUAUUAUCAAAGAACACUGCACACAGUACUGCCAGAAGGAUGAGAACACAUACGAAGUAAAACAUUAUGCCCAAGCACGGUUAGAACUCUGCACCUGUAAGUUUGAUGCAUAUCCUCAGAUUACAGCUUUUGUCAAAACUGAGAGACGUUCAAAAUUUUCGAAUUUGCAGAUCAAGUAUGUUCGUCGCUUGGAUCCCAUAAUAAAACUAAUGGAUAAAGAUGGAAACGUGAAACAGUUAUUGGCAAUUGAUAAGUGGAAUACCGAUUCAGUGGAAGAGUUUCUGAAGACGCACUUGGAAUUUGUACAAGAUGAAAAGAGAGACUACUUGGAAAGUAAUAUGGUUCGAUGUGUCUUGCUGUGCUGUUUUUUACAUGCAAAAGUUUUAUGUUACUGUACAAUUGCCAAAGUAAGAGCUUGUAAGGUAGGACACAGGUAG
Molecule: messenger RNA, 613 nt
Organism: Schistocerca nitens (vagrant locust)
Lineage: Eukaryota; Metazoa; Arthropoda; Insecta; Orthoptera; Acrididae
Product: selenoprotein F-like
Exons: 1
Coding region: 20-613 (197 amino acids)
Cellular component (GO): endoplasmic reticulum lumen
Molecular function (GO): oxidoreductase activity
Source: RefSeq, a predicted model, not a curated record